AUGUUAGAACAGCGACCAAAGACAGUGAUAUCCAUAAUCGGUACCACCGGAGUAGGAAAGUCUGAUCUUGGAGUGGCUUUGGCUGAGAUGUUCAAUGGAGAGAUCAUCAAUGCAGAUUCUAUGCAAAUGUACAAAGGUCUUCCUCAAAUAACUAACAAACACCCGAUUUCUGAUCGGCAUGGUAUUCCUCAUCAUAUUAUGAAUCAUGUCGAUUGGAAUGAGGAGUAUCAUAUCCAUAGAUUUCAGAAGGAGUGUCUGGCUAAGAUAGCUGAAAUCCAUAGUCGAGGUAAAGUGCCUAUUCUGGUUGGAGGUACCCACUACUAUUUGCAGAGCGUUUUGUUUGUGAACAAAACCAUUGGAACGGAAGAUGGUUCUGAAGAGAAGCAGCUUACAGAAGCUCAGCAGCGGAUGCUUGAUAGUGGGUCAGGUGAACAAUUGCAUGAGCUCUUGAUGAAGUACGAUCCUAAAAUCAGUAUGAAAUUUCACCCUAACGACGUGCGACGACUAAGACGUGCUUUGGAGGUAUAUUAUAAAAUGGGGAAACCGGCCAGUCAAUUUUAUAAGGAGCAGCAAAAGCAGCAGACCUUUAGAUCCAGACUUCGAUACACUACGAUGUUUCUUUGGCUUUACUCUGGAAGCUCAGAAUUGAACUUACGAUUGGACAAACGGGUGGAUAAGAUGAUGGAUCAGGGAGCAUUACAAGAAUUGACUGAGUUGUACGAUUACUACGAUGGGUUACCUAAUCCUAAGCCUAAAAUGGAUACAGGAUGUUUUCAGGUGAUUGGAUUCAAGGAGUUUCUACCCUAUUUGAGUAGUAGACGGAAGGACCCUUUGGACGGUCAGGAUCCACUUUUCAUGAAAUGCUGCGAAGAGAUGAAACUUCGUACCAGACAGUAUGCUAAAAGACAGGUGAAAUGGAUAAAGAAUACUCUUAUUCCUGAUUUGCAAAGUGAGGCUGAUCAUGAUUGGUGCCACUUCGGUAAGGUAUAUGUGGUGAAUGCGAGUGAUUUGAGUCAGUGGCAUGAACUUGUUGAGCAUAGAGCAGUUCAAAUAGUUCAAGAGUUUCUUAAAAGUGGUGGCAAAGUGAACGAUUCUGUUGUGCAGGUGCCGAAAGAGCUCGAAGAUCAGAAUUUGAUACAUGAUAAAAGCAACAAGUUUGAUGAAACUAAGUGGGUUUAUCAUACUUGCGGUGUGUGCAUCAAUAAAGUAACAGGAGAACCAUUGGUGUUGGUGGGAGACCAGUACGAUAUUCAUAUGAAGGGUAGAAGGCAUAGACGUAACUUUAAGUACAAGAGUAAAAAAUAG
Molecule: messenger RNA, 1305 nt
Organism: Brettanomyces nanus
Lineage: Eukaryota; Fungi; Ascomycota; Pichiomycetes; Pichiales; Pichiaceae
Exons: 1
Coding region: 1-1305 (434 amino acids)
Biological process (GO): tRNA modification
Cellular component (GO): mitochondrion
Molecular function (GO): tRNA dimethylallyltransferase activity; ATP binding
Source: RefSeq, a predicted model, not a curated record